Messenger RNA from Linum trigynum, 894 nucleotides. Lineage: Eukaryota; Viridiplantae; Streptophyta; Magnoliopsida; Malpighiales; Linaceae. The record is from the annotation of a GenBank genome assembly.
AUGGCAGUUACAAAUUUCCCUUUCAAUAUAGAUCAACCAAAAACCUUCACUGCUUCCAGAAAUGGAGCCUUCACAAACAUGGCCGACAUGGCCGACAACCAUAUCAAUCAAUCUCGUGUCCGGACUAGAGGAGAUAGAGAUAGAGAAGGGUUCAGGUCUGCGCAGGCAAGGAGUAGGGGUGCAGGACAAGCAAGCAAAUGGAUUGGGGGAAAGAGACGACAAUCAUGGCCAUGGAAAUCUCCGCCCAGAAAGAAGAAGAGAAGAAAGAAAGGAGAGUUGACUACAAAAUCUCUGAUCUCUAUAUCUAAUUCUAGUGGCGACAUAGGAAAGAGAGAAUAUCAAGCUGCAGGAGAAGGCAAUCUGAGCAUUAAUGGGGCGCAUAGCUCGAGUGGCCAUUUACAGCAAAGAGCAGACGAGAUGGGGAGUGAAAGACAGGCUAGCAAGAGAGACAAAGGAGCAGACACUAGCGAGAGUGGAAGGAACUUGAUGAAUCAUUACAAACUCAGAAGGGGGAAAGAUAGUGGAGGCCCUGUGCAGGCAGCAUUCAAUGGAGGGAGAGCAGAGAAGGGAAAACUCGGUACUGUGGAUGGAAGUGCCAGACGGCGACUAUAUCCCAGAGGAAAUAGAGAGAAGCUAGGGAGACAAAAGGGAUUAAAGGUCUCCAUCACGGUUGUAAGAGGGGUGGUUACAAAGCAUUUACUGACCCCAGUCGGAGAGAAGGCAACGAAAGGGGAGUAUUUAAGGGGAGUGGGAGUCUCAUCUCUGGACACCUUUCUACCCAGAUCUAAACCAAUAGCCAAACUCAGAAAAGAUAAGAGAGAUCUAGAUAAAAGAGAAGAAAAGCCCCUCGAAUCACUGAGAGAUUCAGAGGUAGAAGCAAUGGAGAUGAACUAG